ACUUUAGCCUGCUCCACUUUCUAUUUUGCUGUGAUUUCCCUGCCUGUCCUCAGCUCCGGGAUCUGGUCCGGAGACACACCUCGCACCCCUGCACCACCACCGCCACCACCACCACCACCACCCGGUCUCCGGUCUCCGGUCUCCAUCAGCACCGACAGAGAAAGCUGCGCGCUUCACUUUCAAGCCGUGUUGCUCCCGGUGGGAACCGUUAUCGUCUCCGGGCCAUACCCACGGAGGAAGGCUGCAUUUCACCACUGGGACUCCUUGGGGCGAGCACCGUCGUUUGGUAGCUCGGUUGUCGGUGACAUUCCCGGGCGGCCCUGUCUGCCGGGGCGGAGCCGCAUGCCAGCGGAGCUGCUCCGCGGCGGAACUGCGUGACGCCCCGCGGUAUGGACGUUGUGCCAGGCCGAGGUGGGGACGGAGCGGAGAUGCCCUCUGGCUAGCAGUGCUAACGCUCCGACCGCACACAGGUCGAAAAAAAACGUAAAGUAGUCCGAGUCAGUCGCUAGCAACUCGGAGGAGUGUUUGUUUUUAAGACGGGCUGCCGGGCGUUGCCGAGAGGACUGGAAAUGAGUUAGUUUAAUGGGCUGUUUUUGAGCCGACGUUUGCACUCGGCGCUGUGAGGGUAGCUAGCGUCGCUCGUGCGCAUCAUAAACAACAAAUGCCUCCUUAUUCACUGACGGAGGCGACUGCAGUGCCCGUUGCGUGCACAGUGUGCGUGCACACGCGUGUUUUCAGUCAUUGAAAGUCUUUUUUAACUGCACGGCGGACGGCUACACAAGCAUGACAACAAAGUAGUAGUGUGGUGGCAUAACAAGACGUAGGCUGGCAUUUCUGUGGCGGUCUGCACCAUCAAGGAUAAAAGACAGCGGCUCAACUUGUUGACCAUGGAGGGCAAUGUGCAACAACAGAAAACCACUCCUCUGGCCCGAGAACUGACCAAGAUAUUCAGCAGCUACAACAAGCACUCCGUGCAGCUGAAGAAGAACCUGAAGGAGACCAACUCUUUCUUCAGAGAGAUCAGGCAGAACUACAGCAAUGCGUGUGCGUCGACCAUUAGUUCGGAUUCCGCUUCACUGGAGGCAGGUCAGCUUAGCUGCAUCUCUUUUCCGAGUCACGAGGAAGAGUUCCUCCGCAACACGGUGGGUGCUGCCCCGUACAUCCUGGUUCUGGGGCAAGACUGCGCUGCUCGCUACCAGCUGCUCAACUGUCUUCUGGGAGAGAGGCUGCUGCCGCUGGGCCCCGAGGCUGGAGAGGCAUGCGAAGGAGUGCAGGGCACCGUGUGCAAGAGGCGGAAGCUGUGUUUCACUCACGGGAGGCAAACACGGCUCAGUCUGGCCCUGCCAGGACAGUACGAGCUGGUGCACCAGCUGGCGGCCAACCGCGGCCGCUGGGACACGGUUCCCAGAGAGGACUUAGAGAUCCACGAGGAGUGUGAGGACCCAGCUCACCGGCUAGCAGAGCUGGAAAUCACGCUGCAUCACCCGCUGCUUCAGGAAGCAAAGGUCAUGGUGGUGCCUUGUCCGAGUGUCCAGCCCAUCGAAGAGGCGCUGGAGGACUGCACCCGCAGCGUGAUCCCCGUCAUCCUCUACGCCAUCAACCAGGACACCCUGAGCACAGAGCAGGUGGCCGAGCUGUGGAAGGUCAAAGAGAUGCUCCCCUUUCCCAUCUGCUUCGUCCGCAUCCCCGACUCCAUCGCGGCGGCCUCGCCGGAGCCUGGCCGCCGCGCCGAGAAAGAGAGGGAGAAGAGCGCCCUCCACAAGCAGCUACUCUCCCUCGGCUUCCUGAACAACCCCACGGCGAACUGCUCCUGCGGUGCCCCCACGCAGAUGCCCACCCCGGGAGCCAAGCCCCAGAGCAUGCUGGGAGAAGCCUUUGAAAGACUGCACCGCCUGCUGGUGCCGUUCACUCGCCAGGUGCUUCAGAACCAGCAGGUGGAAGCCGCCAACCUGCUGAACGGGGUUCACUGUCGAUGCCUGGACCUUUUUAUCAACCAGGCCUUUGACAUGCAGAGAGACCUGCAGAUAACGCCCCGCCGGCUGGAGUACACCCGUGAGAAAGAGGGUGAACUCUUCACCUCCCUCAUGGCCAUCGCUAACCGAAAACAGGAGGAGAUGAAGGAGAUGAUUGUGGAGACGCUCAGCAGCAUGAAGGAGCAGCUGCUGGACGAUGCUGCCAAUCUGGAGUUCACAGACAUCAUCGUAACAACAAACGGAGAGCCUGUUACGUCAAAGGAGAUCAAAUCGUGCAUCCACCAGAUCCAGGAGCUGAUAGUGGUUCGCUUGAAUCAGGCUGUGGCCAACAAGCUGAUCAGCUCCGUGGACUAUCUGAGGGAAAGCUUUGUGGGGACCCUGGAGCGAUGCCUCAGCAGCCUGGAGAAAUCCACCUUUGACUCCUCGGUUCACAACAUUACUUCAAACCACCUCAAACAGUUGCUAAACGCUGCCUACCACGUCGAGGUCACCUUUCAUUCAGGUUCGUCCGUCACGAGACUCGUGUGGGAGCAAAUCAAGCAGAUACUCCACAGGAUAACGUUUGUCAACCCUCCCGCCAUCACCCCCGAGUGGAAGCGGAAAGUAGCGCAGGACGCCAUCGAAAGCCUCAGCGCUGCCAAACUGGCGCGAAGCAUCUGCUCUCAGUUCAGAACCCGUCUGAACAGCUCCCACGAAGCCUUCGCAGCAUCUCUGCGCCAGCUGGAGGAGGGACACACGGGCCGUCUGGAGCGCACCGAGGAUCUGUGGCUGCGUGUGAGGAAGGACCACGCCCCCCGGCUGGCCCGCCUGUCCUUGGAGAGCCGCUCCCUGAGGGACGUGCUGCUGCACGGCAAGCCGAAGCUGGGCCGGGAGCUGGGCCGGGGUCAGUACGGAGUGGUGUACCUGUGUGACAGCUGGGGCGGGCACUACCCCUGCGCCCUCAAGUCCGUCGUACCGCCCGACGAUAAACACUGGAACGACCUGGCUUUAGAGUUUCACUACACCAGGUCCCUGCCCAAACAUGAGCGGCUGGUCGACCUGCACGGCUCGGUUAUCGAUCACACUUACGGCGGCGGCUCCAACAUCGCCGUGCUGCUGAUCAUGGAGCGGCUGCACCGAGACCUCUACACAGGCCUGAAGGCCGGUUUGGCUCUGAGGGAGCGGCUUCAGAUCGCUCUGGACGUGGUGGAGGGGAUCCGCUUCCUCCACGGUCAGGGUCUGUUGCACCGAGACAUCAAGCUAAAAAACGUUCUGUUGGACAAACAAAACCGUGCGAAGAUCACUGACCUCGGUUUCUGUAAGCCAGAGGCCAUGAUGUCCGGCAGCAUCGUGGGGACUCCCAUCCACAUGGCUCCAGAGCUGUUUACAGGAAAAUACGACAACUCCGUGGACGUUUACGCCUUCGGCAUCCUGUUCUGGUAUCUGUGCACCGGUUCAGUGAAGCUCCCAGAGGCCUUUGAGAAAUGCUCCAGCAAGGACCAGCUGUGGAACAACGUCAAGAAAGGUGCCCGGCCCGAGCGGCUGCCCUCCUUCGAUAAGGAAUGCUGGCAGCUGAUGGAGGCGUGCUGGAAUGGAGACCCUUCCCUGAGACCCCUGCUCGGCAUCGUGGAGCCCAGCCUGCAAAGCAUCAUGGUCCGGCUCUGCAACUGCGACUCGGAGCAGAAGAGCAGCAGCCUCGAAGACUCAAACUGAAAACACUCUCGACAAACUAACACGUGCACAUUAGGGACUCUGAUCAGAGAAAAAAAAAAA
Molecule: messenger RNA, 3725 nt
Organism: Salarias fasciatus (jewelled blenny)
Lineage: Eukaryota; Metazoa; Chordata; Actinopteri; Blenniiformes; Blenniidae
Gene: dstyk
Product: dual serine/threonine and tyrosine protein kinase
Exons: 14
Coding region: 888-3665 (925 amino acids)
Biological process (GO): negative regulation of apoptotic process; positive regulation of fibroblast growth factor receptor signaling pathway; protein phosphorylation
Cellular component (GO): cytoplasm
Molecular function (GO): protein kinase activity; ATP binding
Source: RefSeq, a predicted model, not a curated record